Messenger RNA from Vitis vinifera (wine grape), 5710 nucleotides. Its product is annotated as protein PHYLLO, chloroplastic. Bases 210 to 5363 code for a protein of 1717 amino acids. Gene Ontology annotation, molecular function: 2-succinyl-5-enolpyruvyl-6-hydroxy-3-cyclohexene-1-carboxylic-acid synthase activity; thiamine pyrophosphate binding. The record is from RefSeq and is a predicted model, not a curated record. Gene Ontology annotation, biological process: menaquinone biosynthetic process; amino acid catabolic process. The transcript is spliced from 28 exons. Lineage: Eukaryota; Viridiplantae; Streptophyta; Magnoliopsida; Vitales; Vitaceae.
UUAAGGUCUCGGAGAGGAGCGAAACGGAUAAAAAAUCAGACUGCAGAGCGGCAGACGUGACAGAAUUGCAGAGCGGCAGACGUGCACAGACCUGCAGACCUUGGAAUGGGAGUCCUUCGACCCUUCCUCUACCUGUCCCUGUCCGUGCAACACGCUUUUGAGUCUCACUUCUCCGUUUCAUCGUCUUCAGUAUCGCACUUCCAGCAACAAUGAAAGCUGUUACAUCACACACCGCUAUUCCAUUCACGCCGCAAUUCCUUCGGCCUCUGCGUCGCAAUGCUCCACCACCCAACCUUCCAUUUCUUACGUCUUUCCCUCGCUUCCUCCUCUCUCCUUCGAACCCUAAUCUCAAGGUUGCGCAAGUGAUGAACUUGGAUCUUCCGAUGAUGGGGAAUGGCGAGUUCGAUGAAGAUUUUGUGGUGGAGAGCUGCAUUGUCAGAAGUCUUUCUCCCGCGUUGACGUUGAAGCAGGGGCUUGAGAAGAUUAAGGACGCUGUUGAGGAGUUGAAGCUGAAUCCUCCUUGCUCUAGAAGUGGCCUAUAUAGGUUUCAGGUUGCUGUGCCCCCAAGUGCAAAAGCGAUGAAUUGGUUUUUCUCUCAACCUUUGUCGUCGGCAGUGUUUCCUCUGUUUUUUCUUUCCAAGGAGACGGAAAAUCUGAUCUUUAAAUCACUUUCUUUGGGGGGGACAUGUGGUGUUUUUGGAAUAGGUGCUGCAGUUCGCUUUACGUGUCCUUCUUUCAGUACAUUGGGAGGACAAAAUUCAUUUAAGAGAUAUCUCUCAAUUGAUUCAACCUGUGUAACGGCUUAUGGUUUUAUGAAUGCCAAUUUCAAUGAGGAGUCAUCUUCCAUGAGGCAUGAGGCUGGUUCAUUUUACAUUUUUAUUCCUCAGAUUGAGUUAGAUGAGGAUGAAGGCAUUUCUAUUUUAUCAGCCACACUGGCUUGGAGUGACUCUCCCCUUAGUACAUUUGAGGAGUCCAUUCAUUCUUAUGAGUUAUCUUUGUACCAGGCUCUUCAUUCUUUGUCCACCAUAGAGAGGUAUGACAAAUGCAUAAGAUCUACCCUCAGAAAGUUUGAUUUGGUGAAGGAUGCAACUUUCAAAAUGGUAUACAUGAAGGCUUCCUCACUGAGUGAAAAGGGUAUUGAGGCUGACCUAAUGGAGCUGGAGACUCCAUUUUCCUGUCAGUUCUGCAUCAGGCUUUCACCCACUGUUACUGCUGCUAGCAACAUGUUGGAUCAUUCCGGUGAAAGGACUUUUUCUUCACAAGACUAUGCUAACAUCAAUGCCUUGUGGGCAUCUCUCAUAAUUGAAGAAUGCACGCGGUUUGGUUUGAUGUAUUUUUGUGUAGCUCCAGGAUCAAGAUCAUCUCCCCUUGCUAUUGCUGCUUCCACUCAUCCCCUUACAACUUGUAUCGCAUGCUUUGAUGAACGCUCUCUUGCAUUUCAUGCUCUUGGUUAUGCAAGAGGAUCUCAUAAACCAGCAGUGGUCAUAACAUCAUCGGGCACUGCAGUAUCAAAUCUUCUUCCUGCUGUUGUUGAGUCUAGUCAAGGUUUUGUACCUCUUCUAUUACUUACUGCAGAUCGUCCUCCAGAGCUGCAUGAUGCUGGAGCUAACCAGGCAAUUAAUCAGGUCAAUCAUUUUGGUUCCUUUGUGAGGUUUUUCUUUGGUCUUCCUGUUCCCACUGAUCAUAUUCCUGCUCGGAUGAUACUUACCACACUUGACUCUGCUGUUUAUUGGGCAACAUCUUCACCAUGUGGCCCUGUUCAUAUAAACUGUCCUUUUAGAGAGCCCCUGGAAAAUAGUCCAAAAGAAUGGAUGUUAAGCUGUUUAAAAGGAUUAGAUUCUUGGAUGUCAAGUGCUGAACCUUUUACCAAGUAUAUUCAGUUGCAGCAUUCCCAUGCACCUGAUGAUUCUCAAGGUCAAAUGGCAGAGGUUAUAGAAGUGAUUCAAGGGGCUAAACGAGGUCUUUUACUUAUAGGUGCGAUCACUACAGAGGAUGAUAUUUGGGCAGCUCUUCUCCUGGCUAAGCACCUUUGUUGGCCAGUUGUAGCUGACAUCUUGUCAGGUUUACGGUUGAGAAAGCUUUCUACUUCUUUUCAAGAAAUUGAAGACAAUGUUUUAUUUCUUGAUCAUCUUGAUCAUGCUUUACUCUCAGAUUUUGUCAGGGUUUGGGCACAAGCUGAUGUCAUUAUUCAGAUUGGGAGUAGAAUAACGAGUAAACGUAUAUCUCAGAUGAUAGAGGAUUGUUUUCCAUGCUCAUAUAUCAUGGUUGACAAGCAUCCAUGUCGCCAUGAUCCUUCACAUCUCUUAACACAUAGGAUCCAGAGUACCAUCACUCAGUUUGCUGAUUGCUUAUGUAAAGCUCAGUUUCCACUUAUGAGCAGCAAAUGGAGUGUGUCUUUGCGGGCAUUGGAUAUGAUGGUUGCACAGGAGAUAUCAUCUUUGAUACAUUCUGAAAGUUUCUUGACUGAACCUUAUGUUGCACAUGUAAUUUUGGAAGCACUUACCUGUGACUCUGCCUUAUUUAUUGGGAACAGCAUGGCAAUACGUGAUGCAGAUAUGUAUGCGCGAAAUUCGGCUGACUGUACUCAUAGGAUUGGAGAUACAGUUUUGAGCUUAGGACUACCAUUUCACUGGAUACGGGUGUCUGGAAACAGGGGAGCCAGUGGUAUUGAUGGUUUGCUGAGUACUGCUAUUGGUUUUGCUGUGGGAUGCAAUAAACGAGUACUUUGUGUGAUUGGAGAUGUUUCUUUCCUUUAUGAUACAAAUGGAUUAUCAAUUUUAAGCCAAAGGAUGCGGCGGAAACCGAUGACAAUUCUUGUAUUAAACAAUCAUGGUGGGGCAAUCUUUAGUCUCCUUCCUAUUGCAGAGAGAACUGAGCGAAGAGUUUUGGAUCAAUAUUUCUACACCUCUCACAAUGUUUCUAUUGGCAAGCUUUGUUUGGCGCAUGGUAUGAAGCAUUUAGAAGUGCGGACAAAAAUAGAACUUCAAGAUGCUCUAUUUACAUCUCAACAGGAAAAUAGGGACUGUGUCAUAGAAGUUGAGAGCUGCAUUGAUUCCAAUGCUGCCUUCCACAGUACAUUGAGAAAAUUUGCAUGCCAAGCAGCAGACCAUGCUUUAAAUAUGCUUUCUAAGUUCUCAAUUCCAGAUUUCAUCUUCCAUGGUUCCUUUCUUUGCAAGAUCCAUGGCAUGGAAUACUCAAUAUAUAGAAUUCCUCUAUGUGCUCCACCAACUUCUGCUUCUGUCAAUUAUAAAACUACCACGUUUUAUAGAGAUGGCUUCAUUUUAAUUCUUUCUCUUGAGGGUGGACAUGUGGGAUUUGGUGAGGUUGCACCUCUUGAAAUCCAUGAAGAAGAUUUGCUAGAUGUAGAGGAGCAACUUCGAUUUCUUCAUCAUGUGAUUAAAGGAGCCAAAAUAAGUUUCUAUCUGCCUCUAUUAAAGGGCUCGUUUUCUUCUUGGAUUUGGAGCUGCUUGGGUAUCCCGCCAUCUUCAAUCUUCCCAAGUGUCAGAUGCGGUUUGGAGAUGGCCAUCCUAAAUGCUAUAGCUGCACAGGAAGGCUCAAGUUUAUUAAACAUUCUGCAUCCCUAUAAAGUUGAAGAAGAAAUAUCUGAAAGGUCAAAAAGAGUUCAGAUUUGUGCCCUUCUUGAUUCUAAUGGGUCUCCCUUGGAGGUUGCUUAUCUUGCCAAGACACUUGUUGAAGAAGGUUUUACUGCUAUAAAGCUAAAAGUAGCACGUCGGGCAGAUCCAAUUGAAGAUGCUACAGUCAUACAAGAAAUAAGAAAGAUGGUUGGACUACAGAUCGAGCUUCGUGCUGAUGCCAACCGAAACUGGACUUAUGAACAAGCAAUUCAGUUUAGCUCUUAUGUUAAAAAUUGUGAUCUGAAGUACAUUGAGGAACCUGUCAAGGAUGAAGAUGAUAUUAUUAAGUUCUGUGAAGAAACUGGCUUACCAGUAGCAUUGGAUGAAACCAUGGACAAAAUUGGAGAAACUCCUCUUCAAAAGCUUGCAAAGUUCUCACACUCAGGAAUAGUUGCUGUUGUUAUCAAACCAAGUGUUGUUGGUGGUUUUGAAAAUGCUGCAUUGAUUGCUCGAUGGGCCCAGCAACAGGGUAAGAUGGCUGUUGUCAGUGCAGCAUUUGAAAGUGGGCUUAGUUUGUCAGCAUAUAUUCAGUUGUCUAGUUAUUUUGAGCUGCAAAGUGCAGAGAUAUGCAAAUUGAUGAAUAAGCAACUGGUUCCAUCUGUAGCCCAUGGUCUUGGAACCUACCGAUGGCUUAAAGAAGAUGUAACUUUUGAACCUCUCAGCAUUAAUCGUAGUCAGGACAGUGGCUUUAUAGAAGCAUCUGUUGUUGAUGCUGAUCGAAUCCUGCAGAAAUUUCAGAUCAACCGAGAUACUAUCAUAAGAAUUUUUUCUGAGGAACAAGUUUACACUCAUCAGUUGGCUGUGGAUUCAGAUGGCUUCUCGUGCUUGUUGAAUGUUCAUGAGAUUGGAGCAAGCAUUGAGAAUGAUGUAGUUGUAUUUCUUCAUGGGUUCCUUGGAACUGGUGGAGACUGGAUUGCCACUAUGAAAGCCAUCUCAGGAUCUGCUAGAUGCAUUUCAAUCGACCUUCCAGGCCAUGGGGGGUCAAAGAUACAAAAUCAUGAUGGAAAAGAGGAUGUGCUAGAACCAAAUUUGUCGAUUGAGGUAGUUGCAGAUGUAUUAUAUAAGUUGAUUCAUUCUAUUACUCCUGGAAAAGUUACCCUUGUGGGUUAUUCAAUGGGUGCAAGGAUUGCUUUGUACAUGGCUCUGACUUCAAGCUUUAGUGAUAAGAUCAAAGGCGCUGUUAUUAUAUCUGGAAGCCCUGGACUAAAGAAUGAUGAAGCCAGAAAAAUUCGCAUGGUUAAAGAUGAUUCCAGAUCACAUGCCCUCAUCACUCAUGGCUUACAAAUCUUUCUAGAAAGCUGGUACUCUGGAGAGCUGUGGAAGAGCUUAAGAGGUCAUCCCCAGUUUAAUCAAAUAGUUGCCAGCCGUCUGCAGCAUAAAGAUGUACGGAGUCUAGCCAAAACUCUCUCUGAUUUGAGCAUUGGGAGGCAGCGGCCAUUAUGGGAGGACUUGAGGCAAUGCAGUACACCUCUUUUGCUCAUUGUUGGAGAGAAGGAUGGGAAGUUCAAGAGGAUUGCUCAGGAAAUGUGCUAUGAAAUUGGUCAUGGUACGAGUAAUGGAGAUGACUCCAGGAAAGAGAUUUAUGAAAUAGUUGAGGUUCCCAACUGUGGGCAUGCUGCCCACCUAGAGAAUCCUCUCCCUAUAAUCCGUGCACUGAGAAGAUUUUUGACAGGACUAGAAAACAGUUCAACACCAAAUGAAAGAGCUGUUCCCUUUCAUGGGUCAUGAAUGUGUCAACUCAUAGCAUCAUGUGAUACUAUUCAUGUUAAUUGGUGACAUGGUCUUGGUGAAAUAAUCAGAAAAAGUGUGAUGGCAUACUAUCAAGGCUUGGGUAUCUUCAUCCUCCUGUAAGUCACACUGAAUUCAUUUAUCUUGAUUAAUAUUACAGAAGAAGAUUUGUCUAGUUAAGAUGCAAGUAUUGCAUGUCAGUGGUCUCUGUCCAUGCAGCAUGCUGGGAAUACAAUUGCAGUUGGUAUUUCAUGAAUAACCUGUUAGCUUUUUUUGCCUUUUAACUUCACUAUAAUGUCCACUUUUUCUGUUGUAAUGAAUGUCUUUCAUUGAUGGCUCUUUUAGCA